This is a messenger RNA of Strongyloides ratti, 1638 nucleotides long. Its product is annotated as Fatty-acid amide hydrolase 2. The transcript has a single exon. The record is from RefSeq and is a predicted model, not a curated record. The coding region runs from base 1 to 1638 and encodes 545 amino acids. Lineage: Eukaryota; Metazoa; Nematoda; Chromadorea; Rhabditida; Strongyloididae.
AUGGUUUUAUUAUUUCCUUUUAUUGACUCAGAAAAAAUUUAUCAAUUACCUUAUGUAAUUAUAGUAUUCCUUCAAUUUACCCAUACAAUAUAUUGUACCAUUAUUAAUACAAUUUUUUAUAUUUAUCUAUUUUUAAGUAAAAAAAAAUCUUUACCAAAAAUAGAAAAUGAACUUCUUUUAAUUCCUGGUAGUGAAUGUGCUAGAAUGAUAAGAAAUAAAGAGAUAUCUUCUUAUGAUUUAGUUAAAGCAUAUAUUGAUAGGCAAAAACAAGUUAAUCCUUAUAUUAAUGCUGUUGUUAUGGAAAGAUAUGAAGAUGCCUUGAAUGAAGCUAAAAAAAUAGAUAAAUUUUUAAUUAAUAUUCAACCUGAUACAAAAGAAUAUUAUAGAAUUGUUGAGGAGAAACCAUUACUUGGUGUACCAUUUACAUUAAAAAAUUCAAUUAAAUGUAAAGAAUUUUCUCCUAUUUCUGGAGUUGUUUGUAGAAAUAAUUGUAAUACAAAAGCUGACAUCUUUUGUAAAGGUAUUGAGAGAUGGAAAGAAGCUGGUGGUAUACUUAUAGCAUCAACUAAUGUACCAGAAUUAUGUAUGUGGAUAGAAACUAAUAAUAAAGUUUGGGGUAGAACAAAUAAUCCAUAUGAUAUAAGAAGAACAGCUGGUGGUUCAUCAGGUGGUGAAGGUGCCAUUAUUGCUUCUGGUGGUAGUUUAUUUGGUGUUGGUAGUGAUAUAGCUGGAUCUAUUAGAAUACCAGCAUCUCAUUGUGGUAUUUUUGGAUAUAAAAAUACUCCUAAAAGUAUUGAUGUUACUGGACAUGUUCCAGAACCUGAUGAUAAAAUUAUGAAUAUGAUUGCUCAAGCUCCAAUGGCAAGAUAUGCAUGUGAUUUAAAAUUAAUUUGUAAAAUUUAUAUGUCAUAUGAAGAAAAAAUUUUAUUAAAAAUGAAUGAUGAAGUUGAUAUAAAUAAUUUAAAGUUUUAUUAUAUUGAAGAUUUUAGUUAUAUGGAAGCUCAACCAGUAACAAAAGAUUGUCUUCAAGGAGUUCGUAGUGUUAUAAAAAUGCUUGAAGAUUAUAAUAAAUUUGCCAUUAAUAUUUGUAUUGAUGAAUUUAAAUAUACAAAUGUUCUUUGGCAGGCAACAUUACAAGAACAUACAAAUGAUGAUGUAACUGGAAUAUCAUGUUAUAUGAAUAAUUUUUCUCCUGUCAAAAUUCCAUUUUUAAAAGAAUCAUUAAAAAAUAUUUUUAAUCUUAAAAGUGAUCAUGAUUUAGGAGUUAUGUUAUGGCUUUUUGAAUUUGGAAAUAUAAGAUUUUUACAACCAAAAUUAAAAAGAAAAUACAUUGAAAUGAGAGAAAAAUUGAUAAAAAGAAUAAAUGAUAUAUUAGGUGAUAAUGGAAUAUUAAUUGUACCUGGAUAUCCAACUGUAGCACCACCACAUAAUCAUCAAUUAUUCCUUAGAAUGGAUAAAUCAUAUACAGAAAUAUUUAAUGUUCUGGGUCUUCCAGUUAUAACAUGUCCAAUAUUUUUAGAUUCAUCUGGUAUUCCUGUUUGUGUACAAAUAGUUGCUGGUAAAAAUCAAGAUAGACUCUUAUUUACAUUUGCUGAAGUAAUUGAAAAAAAAUUUGGUGGUUGGAAAGAACCAAAAUAA